Odobenus rosmarus divergens (Pacific walrus) is the source of this 1292-nucleotide messenger RNA. It is a transcript of the gene CDCA4, whose product is annotated as cell division cycle associated 4. Gene Ontology annotation, molecular function: transcription regulator activity. The record is from RefSeq and is a predicted model, not a curated record. NCBI's taxonomy places the organism in Eukaryota, Metazoa, Chordata, Mammalia, Carnivora, Odobenidae. The transcript is spliced from 2 exons. Bases 23 to 751 code for a protein of 242 amino acids. Gene Ontology annotation, cellular component: nucleus.
CGGCGGUGGCUGCCAGGGCACGAUGUUUGCACGGGGGUUAAAGAGAAAAAGUGCCGAGGACGGGGAGGAUGUGGAAGGAGGCCUGGCAGGUGCCCAGGCCAUGCCUUCCUACAGCCUGCAGCGCCAGUCGCUCUUGGACAUGUCCCUGGUCAAACUGCAGCUGUGUCACAUGCUGGUGGAGCCCAACCUCUGCCGCUCGGUCCUCAUAGCCAACACAGUCCGGCAGAUCCAGGAAGAGAUGGCCCAGGAUGGGACCUGGCGUGUGGUGGCACCCCAGGCGGCAGGGCGGGCGCCAUUGGACCGCCUCGUCUCCACUGACAUCCUGUGUCGAUCGGUGCGGGAGCAGGAGGGGGAGCGCCCUGCCCCUGACGUGGGAGAUGGCCACACGCCAGACCUGGUUCUGGGACCUGCCACGGUCCCAUCUGCACAGGCCCUGAGGAGCCCACAGAGCAGCCUCUGGGAAGUGGACAGCUCUCGAGAAAACAGAGGAGGCUUUCAGAAGUCCCUGGAUCAGAUAUUUGAAACGCUGGAGAAUAAAACCUCUGGUUCUGUGGAAGAGCUGUUUGCAGACGUGGACAGCUCCUACUACGACCUGGACGCGGUGCUCACGGGGAUGGUGGGCAGCACCCAGUCGGGCCACGGCAGCGGGCUCCAGGCCUUCUCCUCCGCGACCGCCCCACCUCCCAGUUCCAGCUGCAGGUCGGAUCUGGGUGAGCUGGACCACGCGGUGGAGAUCCUGGUGGAGACUUGAGAGGGCAGCUGUGCCCUGAUGGGACACAUCGUGGAUGGAUUCAUAAGGCAUCCAGAGUGCUUGGCCUGUGAUGCUCGCUGCCCUGCAUCUGCGGGCUCAGCGCCUGGUUUGUCUGUGAUGAGAAGAAUGUUCCAGAACACCAUCCAGUUGCCCUCUCCUGUUUCUCCCCAAGGGGGCUAGGCGGUUUUCCUUCAGGCUGGUCAUCCGGGCCAGUCUUGACAUCCUGCUGGCCCUGAGCGCUCGCCCCCUCUGUCCUGCUGCAGCUCUGUGGAGGGCUCGAGUCGCCAGCUCUGUAUCCAGCCUGGUUUAACUUUAGAUAGGUGAAUUUUUUUAAAUUAAGUUUUAUAUGUUUUGGGCAAUAUUUUGUCUUAAGAUAUAUUUUUUAAACUUUUUAUACUUUUAUCUUUUUAGAUUUUUUCAGCUAUUUUCUUAAAAGUAUAUUUUUUCUAUAAACAUUUUCUGCUGCUACAUUAGAAACUUAUAACCUAAACAGUUGCAGUUGGUGUAUUUCUUUUUUUAAGGUUUAAGUAAGGACUUGUUU